Phyllostomus discolor (pale spear-nosed bat) is the source of this 5018-nucleotide messenger RNA. It is a transcript of the gene SSC4D, whose product is annotated as scavenger receptor cysteine rich family member with 4 domains. The transcript has 11 exons. Bases 361 to 1968 code for a protein of 535 amino acids. The record is from RefSeq and is a predicted model, not a curated record. Gene Ontology annotation, cellular component: membrane. Lineage: Eukaryota; Metazoa; Chordata; Mammalia; Chiroptera; Phyllostomidae.
AAACUGGCCCCCCUACCCUUAUAGCUCCUCCUCUGCCUGGGUGCCCUUUCUCUGGGGCUGCUCCAGACUGUGCAGGCUGCCUCCACUCUCCCUGUGCAUCCCUCUGCCCCUAAGGUCGGGUGGGGACAGGCUGGGGCCACCAGCCAGCUCCAUGGACAGAGAUUUUGCUUCUGCUCACCUUCCAGCUUUGGAAAGGAAAAAAGGAAGAUCUGUGUUGAUUUGCAUUUGGGAGAUCCUACCCCCUCCUAAACUUCUGGGGGCGAAAAAGUGAUUUGACCUUGGACUGACUGUUGAAGAAGGGACAGAAAGAGCCCAGAACAUUCCCCCAGAUGUUCCUGCUGUGACUUCUCCCCCAGCUCCAUGAUGGAACCAUCAGAAAGGCCACUGAGUGGCUGGACGCACCAGGAAGUGGAAAUUCAAAUUGGUCCCCAAUCAGAUCCGAGCAGGGGGUGGAGGCCUGGAGACAGGAGUGUGGCCCUUGCACCCAUCCCCCCAGCCCUAUCCUUCCUUCUCCUCUUGCCACUGGCCAGUGCCCUACAGCCCACCCCACUGCCCUUUCCAGAACUGAGGCUGGUGGGGGGUCCAAGCCGCUGCCGGGGUCGCCUGGAGGUCCUGCAUGGUGGCUCCUGGGGCAGCGUCUGUGACGACGACUGGGACGUGGUAGACGCCAAUGUGGUAUGUCGUCAGCUGGGCUGCGGCCUGGCGCUGCCUGUGCCGCGGCCCCUUGCCUUUGGCCAGGGCCGAGGCCCCAUCCUGCUGGACAACGUGGACUGCAGGGGACAGGAAGCUGCUCUGAGCGAGUGCGGCAGCCGAGGCUGGGGAGUCCACAACUGCUUUCACUACGAGGAUGUGGCUGUCCUGUGUGAUGAGUUCUUGCCCUCGCAGCGCCCAACAAAGAAAGUGUUAACCACUAUGGUGCCCCCUACAACUCCCAGGAAUGGGAAUGGUGAGGGCAGUGUGCGCCUGGUUGGGGGCGCGGGCCCGUGUCAGGGCCGAGUGGAGAUCCUGCAUAGCGGCCUGUGGGGCACCGUGUGCGACGAUGACUGGGGACUGCCAGAUGCUACCGUGGUCUGCCGCCAGUUGGGCUGCGGGGAGGCGCUGGCCGCCACCACUAACGCCUUCUUCGGCUAUGGCACGGGACACAUCAUGCUAGACAACGUGCACUGCGAAGGCGGCGAGCCCCGCCUGGCUGCUUGCCUGAGCCUGGGCUGGGGUGUGCACAACUGUGGCCACCACGAGGACGCUGGAGUGCUUUGCGCAGUUUUAGGCCCCCCGACUCUCACAGCACUGCCACCCUCAGCCACAAGAGGGGACUGGGCCUGGCGCACAGAGCCAGAGGCUACAAGACUUGGUGUCCUCCCUUCCAGAGAGACAGCACUGUUCACCACUGCCUCCUGGGCCGCGGGGAAGAAAAGCGGGAGGCUGCGGCUGGUGGGCGGCCCCGGGCCUUGCCGUGGCCGUGUGGAGGUUAUGUACGCCGGGGGCUGGGGCACCGUGUGCGAUGAUGACUGGGAUUUCGCGGAUGCGCGCGUGGCCUGCCGCGAAGCGGGAUGCGGUCCUGCGCUGGGCGCCACGGGCCUUGGACACUUCGGCUACGGCCGUGGCCCAGUGCUGCUGGACAACGUGGGCUGUACGGGCACAGAAGCCCGCCUGAGCGACUGCUUCCACCUGGGUUGGGGUCAGCACAACUGUGGCCACCACGAGGAUGCGGGAGCGCUCUGCUCAGGCCCAGAGGAGCUAGGACUACAAGUCCAGCAGGAUGGUUUUGAGACCACCCGAGUUCCCACUCCUCGGCCCAGGGACGCUUCUAGAAGCAGCCUGCAUUCCACGCCUGCUCAAGACUUCUUUCCAGCCAGCAAUUACGUCAUUCUGACUGCUGCUUCUACCAUCUCGACCUCCUCUCCCGAUUCUUCUGCCUCCCUUUUCCAUCCUCAUUUUCUUGUGAUUAUGUUAGACCCACCUGGAUAAUCCAGGAUAAUCUCUCCAUCUCAAGGUCUUUAAUUAAAUUACAUCUGCAUAAUUCCUUCAGCCAUGCAAAGUAACCCAUUCAGGAGCUCCAGAGAUCAGAAUGUGGACAUCUUUGAGGGGCCAUUCUUUUGCCUCCCACAGGCUCUAAACCUGGGUUCUGGCUCCCGGCCAAGAGGGAGGCAGACACUUCAGCUCCAAAUUCCAUCUGCUCUUGGCAGUAAUGGCUUUGUCUCCAUUUGUUAGGGAGCUCCCUGAGACCCACCAUGUCAUUGGAGAGAUGAGGGCUGAAGGGAAAAAAGGAAUGAAAAUGCUUAAGAAUUCAGGGAGUCAGACAGGGAUGCUCUGGGCACCCACAGCACCCACAUCCGAACCCAGCAUACCCAGAUGCUGCUUAGCUUGUGGUCAUAGCCACUCCAGCCAAACCCAUGUCUGAACAUGCCUCUCCUUUGUCGGAAAUGUCACAGCUUCCCACCCCUUGGGUCCCCUUUCCCAUCUAAACCAAGUGCUUUUCUUGAUGAUCUCUCACUUGACUCUCAUAGCAGCUCUGUGAGGGAAGUGGGUAUCGUCCCUUUUUACUGACAGGGAACACUGAGGCUCGGAGAGGAGAAAUGACUUGUCCAGGUUUGUAUAGUGGACCCAGGACUAGAACCUCAGAUUCCUGAUGCCCGCUAAUAUUGGUCAUGAACGUAUCUGGUUCUCCCCUUUCCUGGCACAUGGUAGCUUUGCAUCCCCCUGUCCUCUUGAAGUGAGGUGUGGCCCUAUGACAUACUUUGGCCAGUGAAAUGUGAAUGGAAGUGUCUCCCCAGGCAGAAGCCUUCAAAAACUGAAACACAAUUGCCAAGUUUCCUGUCUUCAGGGUGACCAGUGACCUUCCAGGUGAUGGAGGCUCCAUCAACCUGUGCCCCUAAGUGAGUGCCACCUGGGGCAAAGUCUUCAUUGACUCAAGAUGGACAUAGAGAGUGAGUGAGAAAUAAAUCUUUGCCGUUGUAAACCACCGAGAGUGGGGGCUGUCCGUCAGAGCAGCCUAACCUACCUAGCCCGUGCUGACUGAGACCUCCCUCUGGGGUUAGCUGAAACCUGUUCUCCAGCCAGUUACUCAGGCUGGUUCUGGUCACAGUUUUAUUCAGCACUUUUGGUGUUCUGUGUGCAAGGGCUUAGUGGGACUGGAAGCACACAGCUAAAUAAGACAGGGCUUUUCCCCUCAAGAAACUCAUGGAAUAAUCCAACAAUGACUUGCAUACCCUGUAAACUCCUGAAACUCAGCCUGUCCCACUCAGAAUUUUGUCACCCGCACCUACAUCUGGAUUUCCCUGUUUAGUAUCACUACCCACUGUUAGCUUAAUCUAGAAACCUGGGUAUUAACCCCAACAACCCACGCAAAACAUAAUUGACUGUUAAAACCUAUUGACUGUAUUUCCCAAAUCCUGCUGGAAUCUAUGCACAUUUCUCCAUCCCCAUGUUUUGGACUCCGAGCACAAGCGUGGGUUCAGCGACAGAGGGCAGCCAGGAGAACAGACUAUGCUAGCCGGACAGGGACAAUAUGGAUUGAACAAACGGCACAGAAUUUUUGGACACUGGUCUUUGUACUGGGCUUGAUAAAGACAAGUUUGGACUUUUUUCACGGCGGGACAGACAGCUAUGAGGCAUUAGGAACUUUGGGCAGCCUUGCAUUUCAACCACGGUAAAUCUUACCACAUCCUCCCCUGUGUGGGUCCCCAGAGUGCUCUUCUUGUGAGUCUGUGAAAGGACCCCAUUUUCACCGGCAGCACUACCACAGCUUCUUCACUGUCUUCCUGCCUGUCUCGUAACCCAUUCCCCAUAUCACGAGAGUUGUCUCGUGUUUACCAGUUUGAGGGUGCCACUCCCCUGCUCAAACCCCUUCCUGUCUUCUUCGCUGUCAUCUUCCUGUCUCCCAGCCCAUUCCUCAUACCACAGUGAGCUAAUGUUUACAAAUCUGAUGGUGCCACUCCCCUGCUCAAACCCCUUUUAUGGUCCCCUGGUGCUCUUCCUCAACUCCUUAGCUCAGUUUACAAGGUCCUGCACAGUCUGGCUCUGCCUGUGUUUUCGGCAUCAUCCCUCCCCACUCCCGCUGCCAGGAUCUAGCCAGGUUGAACUACUUUCAAUUCCUCUAAUGUCUGGGCUGUCUUCCCACCAAGCCUCUGCACAUGCUGUUCUCUCUGCCUGGAAUAGGCGUCACCCUCUCUCCUCCUUCCCCUCAGUCAACUCUUAUUUAGCCUCAUGUCUUGGCUUUCAUUUUUUCCAGAGGCCUCCACUAAGACCACUCACUGGGAACCCACACUGCACCCUGUACCACCCCAGUGACCCCACUCACCCCUGAGUCUCAGGAGACUGCUAACUUGGCUGCACCCUCCGCUAACCCAGGGGGCCUUGGAGGGCUGGGUCUGGGUUUGUUGUGCCCAACUUUGUACACAGGCUCUCACACACAGUAGGUGCUCAGGUAAUAUUUGUCAAGUAGGACAUAAGCAGACAGUUCUGGAGCACCUGUGUGGUAGGCCAAGUGCCAUGCUGGGCUCUGGGGCUGUAGAGCAAGAAGAGAUGUAGACCAGGUUUCAGUUUGCACAGCACAGAGAUUACCUUCAAGAGAAGAUUGAUGAUAAGGCAUUAAAUCAAUAGCCAAGAGAAUUGGACCUGCUGAUUAGUUCUAUAAAAAACAUAAAGUAGGGUAUUGUGGCAGGAAUUGGGUGGUCAGGCAAGGCCUCUGAGUAGGUGAGGUUUGAGCCAGGCCUCAGUAGUGGGAGGGACCUGACCAUGAACUUUUGGCUAUUCCAGGUCCUUCAGGGGGGGGUUAGCCUGACCUGCAGAAGGACCAGUGAGAAGGGCAUUGUGAUUGGAGCAAAAAGGCUCAUGCUGAAAUGAGUCAGAAAAGCUGGGAAGCACCAGACCACUCAGGGCUUUCUGCGCCAUGGGAGGAGUUUUAUGGAAGGGUGAUGAGAAUCCAUUAGAAAAUGAAUGAUAGAUAUGCCCCAGAUGUCAGAUGAUUUGAAGCAAGGGCCCAACAUGCAACUGAAAUUUUAAAAUUAGAUACCCUG